AUGUCACAAGCCAACCUCAACCCACCUGAAAUGCAACGCUACGUGGUCGAGCAUAUUGUCAAGAAUGAUGAUAGUACUAUGCAUUCCACACAGCGUCUCAGAUCCUUCUCUGGGAGAUUACCAAGACCUCAGAACGAGUCGGAUUAUGACAUAUGGCGUUCUGGAGUUGAGUUGCUCUUACAGGAUCCUGCAGUGUCUGAUCUACAGCGCUCACGUAAGAUCUUUGACAGCUUGUUACCACCUGCUGCGGAUGUGGUUAAGCACCUGAGGUCCGGCACUCCACCAACGGUGUAUCUACAGACACUUGACUCAGCAUAUGGCACGGUGCAGGAUGGUGAUGAGCUAUACGCCAAGUUUAUGGACACAUUCCAGGAUGCUGGGGAGAAGCCGUCCCACUACUUGCAACGUCUGCAGGUGGCGCUGAAUCAGGCUGUAAAACGAGGUGGUGUUUUGAACAGAGAUUUUGGUCGACACCUACUGACUCAGUUUUGCCGUGGCUGUUGGGACAAUUCUCUUAUCACAGAACUCCAAUUAAAACAACGGAAACAUAAUCCCCCAUCGUUUGCUGAAUUUCUGCUCCUUCUGCGAACUGAGGAAGAUCGUGAAGCUGCAAAAACUAUCCGCAUGAAGCAACAUCUUGGCUCAUCCCGCCCCAGAGCCGCGGCCCAUGCACAGUAUGCAUACACAGACAGUACAGAGAAAGGAGAAAUUGCUGCACUCACCAACAUCACGCAGCAGCUUGCUCAACAACUGGCUGAUGUACAGAAGCAGCUUGCGAUUCUCACUGCAUCCCAGUCAAGCCCUAGUCAAUCCGCUUUAAAGUCCACAUCUGGCUGUAAGUUGGGUGAGGGGCAGAGGGCGGGCAAGCCAUCAAAGAACCUGCCUUCUGUUCCCAAGCCCGGCUACUGCUAUCGGUGUGGUGAAGAUGGGCACAUCAAGCCGCAAUGUGACAAUCCCCCGAACUCUGCACUUGUUGCCACAAAGAGGAAGCAGUUCACUGAAAAGCAGAAAAGAUGGCAGCAGUCAGACAGUCCUUCAAGACAUCAUUUAAACUAG
Molecule: messenger RNA, 1056 nt
Organism: Cololabis saira (Pacific saury)
Lineage: Eukaryota; Metazoa; Chordata; Actinopteri; Beloniformes; Belonidae
Product: paraneoplastic antigen Ma3 homolog
Exons: 1
Coding region: 1-1056 (351 amino acids)
Molecular function (GO): nucleic acid binding; zinc ion binding
Source: RefSeq, a predicted model, not a curated record